AUGGAACUCAACUACACAGGUGUUGCCCCUAUGGCGUAUGCCUUCAAAAUGGUAUCAGGAGAGGUCCAGCAGCACAUGCUGGGCUGGAACAUUCCAGAGGAACACCAGGAUCUUGUCCACGAGCACUGGCGCCAGUUUCCCGCUGUCGACAAAUUCUCACACUAUGUGCUCGCGUUGAUUUACUUCAUUUUAAUGAUAUCAUCAGUCACUGGAAACGCAUUGGUCAUAUGGAUUUUCAGCACGUCAAAGUCCUUACGCUCCGCGAGUAACAUGUUCAUAGUAAACCUCGCGAUUUUCGACCUUACCAUGAUGUUGGAGAUGCCCCAUCUCAUAGUGAACUCCUUCUACCAGAGGAUGCUGGGUUACAAGCUGGGGUGUGACCUUUAUUCCGUGUUUGGUUCUUUAUCAGGAAUAGGAGGCGCUAUUACCAACGCUGUGAUUGCUUACGAUCGAUUUAAGACAAUAUCUUGCCCAAUCGACGGCAGAAUUAACAAAGUACAAGCAUCGAUCCUGAUCGCCAUAACAUGGAUGUGGGCUAUGCCGUUCACCCUUCUUCCUUGGAGUGGGGUUUGGGGCAGAUAUACCACGGAGGGCUUCUUAACAACUUGCUCGUUUGACUUCUUGAGUGAAGAUCAAGAUACCAAGGCUUUCGUCGCGUGCAUUUUUGUUUGGAGCUAUGUCAUACCCAUGAGUCUGAUUUGCACCUUCUAUUCGAAAUUAUUUGUUGCGGUACGUCAUCACGAGAAAAUGCUGAAGGAACAGGCCAAGAAAAUGAACGUUAAGUCACUAGCGUCGAACAAAGAGGACGGCGGUAAGAGCGUAGAGAUCAGGAUAGCGAAAGUGGCCUUUACCAUUUUCUUCCUCUUCAUCUGCUCUUGGACACCAUAUGGAGUUGUGGCAAUGAUUGGUGCUUUUGGGGACAGGUCUUUGUUAACGCCCGUAGUGACAAUGAUCCCAGCUGUGUUCUGCAAAGCAGUCUCGUGUAUCGAUCCAUGGGUAUAUGCUAUCAACCACCCUAGAUUCAGAGCUGAACUGGAAAAGCGGGUACCUUGGCUGGGAGUCCGGGAACCAGAUCCCGAUGCGAUUUCCACCAAUGCAAGUACAGCAACGACCGCCGCUGAUGCCUAA
Molecule: messenger RNA, 1128 nt
Organism: Leptosia nina
Lineage: Eukaryota; Metazoa; Arthropoda; Insecta; Lepidoptera; Pieridae
Source: the annotation of a GenBank genome assembly